Talaromyces amestolkiae is the source of this 1029-nucleotide messenger RNA. RefSeq lists its product as uncharacterized. Lineage: Eukaryota; Fungi; Ascomycota; Eurotiomycetes; Eurotiales; Trichocomaceae. The transcript has 3 exons. The record is from RefSeq and is a predicted model, not a curated record. Bases 1 to 1029 code for a protein of 342 amino acids.
AUGUUUUGCAAUAUCAAUAUUCCGGACACCUCUCUCAAGAUGCCGAUUGAGUACAUCUAUAGCUCGCGUCAGUCGGGAUCCGACAAAAGUCACAGACCCGCACUACGGUCUCGGACACAGACAUUUGUUGAUCUGUCAAGCAGGUUCUCUGCUUUGCCAGUGACGUCUUCCUCGUUCUCGUCUUCCACGAUAUACAAGCGCGAAGACGCAGGUCGAAUCACGACUGCGUACGCAAUUACAGUCACUGCUAUCAACAAUGGUAAAGACAACUAUCCUCGAAAGAGAGAAGAUAAAAGUGUUACAUACGUGACAGAAACAGGCAACACUGCCACAGCUGCGGUUCGAGUCGUUACCAUCAAGAAGCCGUAUGCUGUCGACAAACCUCUACCACUUACACCUAUUGAGACACCGGUCAAUGCCGUGGACGGCCUGCGAAAACGCUUAAAUCAUAUCAGUACUGAAGAGAAGAGAAUCAAGCCUAUCUCUAGAUCUUCUCGUGUUCCCAGAACAUCAACGAAAAGUGUGAUUGAGGAGGCCGGUCGGCUCGAUAUUGUUGAUAUAGAUGGCAACAAAUUCCCCUUUCGGAAUCUGUACUCAUCCUCAUCUGAAUUCCCGUUCAGAGAAAAAGAGAAACUCGAAAAAGUUAUGACCGUCUUCAUUCGUCCUUCCUUUUGUUGCAGGUCAGCUAAAAUGAUCAAGGAAGUGAACCCUCUGAAGUACGACGGAGGAAAGCCUGAGAUUGGAACAGCAUUUCUCUUUGAGUCAGCCGAGACCGUCAAAAUGAGCUGGUCGUAUCGAAUUGCUGGUGUGUCUGCUCAAUCAGAGGCAGAUGUUUUACGACAAGCAUUGGAUAUCAGAAGCUGUGCUGAAGAGAAAGAGAUUAGUCAGAUAUGCCCAUCGCCGAACCGUGUCCUGUACAGAAGAGUUGCAAGCAUGGCGACCGCGAAUUUCUUGUCUUGCCUGUUGAGCUUGAUGAUGCUGUUUCAAGAUGAGUGUUACGAUAAUGAUGUAAAGGGAGGCGUUCUGUAG